Messenger RNA from Porites evermanni, 2566 nucleotides. NCBI's taxonomy places the organism in Eukaryota, Metazoa, Cnidaria, Anthozoa, Scleractinia, Poritidae. The record is from the annotation of a GenBank genome assembly.
AUGGCUGGAAUGUGUUAUUUGUCAGAGGAAAGGUUCAGCCCUCUGACCACAGCCAAACUGGUGGGUAAUGGCUGGACAAACGUCGAGUCUGCCGGGAACUUCCCAGUAAGUAAGGUUGCAGGGUGUAUGUAGAGCACUUUGCUGGCUGGGAACUCUACCACUAGUCUUGCUGAGAGUGAUGAACCGAUAAGAUUUUCCCAGCAAUCUCCCAAAAUGCUUAAAAUGGCUGCAGAAAGCAUUAAUCAUGCUUUGUUGUUGUUUUCAGGUCUUUUUCUCAAUGAUUCCUGUUGGGGGUCCCUGUCUGUUGUUGUGCAACAAAUCAGGUCGUUGCAGGUGGCGAGACGUUGUUGUAGAAAGUACGUAAACCCCGUGUAUGGAGUAACUUACGCGUAAUUUAUCCAGUCAGUUUUCGCGCAACUUGCAACAACCAAGUUAAACAACUCUACAAUGUUGCAAAACAAGUUGCACAUUUUUGGUGCCUGUUUUACCGUAGGCUUAGUAAUUAUAACCAUUUGAAUUCCUUCAGAAUUGAAUAUCAUUUGACGCUUUCCUUAUGCCGGGGGUUUCUAUGCCUCGCCCACCAAUGACCAGGUUAUAAUAAAAACUUUUGUUCCUUAUAAUUCAGGUGUACCGGAUUCUCAGUUAGAAUUACCAAUGCAGAUCAGGCUGAAGGAGAGACAUAUUUGGACAUUUGAUUCAUACAAACCUGACGUUGAACACAAACAUCCAUAUUCUUUCCUGCCUGAAAAGGUAAAAAAAAAAAAAUUCAAUUCUGCAGUUCCUUUAUUUGAAGAAGGAGAAAGUUGUUUCUUUUUUCCUUUAGUCUAAUCUGAACUUUUAAACGGUAAACGGCGCUUCCAAAUAGUUGUUACUGAAUAUAAAAGUUUCUGCAUACCGACAUGAGUACAACGACUGUUAUAAAUCUUUAAAACCACACCGGUAUAGAAUGAAAAUACAAUUUUCUCUUAUAAAAAUAGAUCAAAGAAAAAGGGAUCAUGGACGACGACACCUUAGAGAUUCUACAGUACAUUCAUAUGGCAGCAACUUUUGCAAAUUUCUUUUGAACAUUAUCCGUUUUAGGAAAGCAAUUUUAGGGGAAGUCCUGGACAUGACACCAAGAAAUGAACACGCUGUUCAAUUAACAUGUAUGGAGUACAUGUAAAGUUUAUUUUUUCUUAAUUUCCGCCCGGCGUUUCAUGUCUGUAUCAAUUGUGAAUAUUUAAAAGCUUUUCUAUAUAAAGGAAUCCAUUUCGUUAAGGAAAACGAUUUGAUUGUAUGAGCUCUUCUAAGAGUUGCUUCGAACUUUUGAAAUCACACAACAACCGAUCCCUAGCAAUCGAGGUCCAGUUUUACGAGUCUAUUAUACACACUCGCAAUCCAGGAAACUUAGUGCGAAGAUUUAAAAUCUCAAGUAAGAUAUAUGAAAUUAAAAAGGUAAGCCAAAGAUGAGCAUAUUUUUUAUAAACCAAAGCCGGCCGCCCUUUGAAUUCGUGCCUUUAUCCGAUGUGGAAAAAUUCGUGACUUUCCUGUAUUCCAAGAAACAGAAGUUUUUAAACAAAUAACAAAUUCAAAAUUGGAUGCCGAAUAGUUAGAACCGAUUUUCAAAAUGUCUGAUAUAAAUACCUUUAAUAAUGUGUACAUUUUUAUUGUCGAGAUGAGGAACCAAUAACGAAUAGUCUAAAACGAGUCAUUCCACUAUCUGCAGGAUAUAUCUGUAUAAUAUAAUCAACCGACGGAUUGUUCCGGAUUUUAAAACUGUCGGUGCCUGAAUAAAAAAAAUUCUCUGUUCUGUUUUUGUCUCCUGAACAGUACCAAGGUAUUUAAAAAAACUCCAUGAUCCACUGACAGAUAUGAAUGACAAAAUAUCAACAUGCAGCUUAACAGUAUUACAGUAUUAUUUUACUCGGCUAGAUUAUUUUAUAAAAUGAUGAUAUGAAGAUCGUAUCCACCUCUGUCAUGACAUUUGUCUCAAACUAGUCAAUACAUUACCUUAGUAAAAUCCUUUUUUGGAAAAGAGUCAUUUCGUCAAUAUUUAAGGACGCAAAACGAACAAAAGUUUAAACUGUUUCGCUUUUUAAGAAAGUAAAAGGAACUAACAUCCUCUCAUACGAACAAUAUUAAAAAAAAAACUGAAAUGAAGUUUGUUUGUGGCAUGUAUAUUCUUCAAAUAUCAUACGAGGCUUUGAUUUUUAAAUGAGGGGAGGCCUAAAGCUUUACCGUACUUCACUGUACUCCUAGACUAGAGAUGGAUUUCCUGGUAAGCUCUUAGUAGUGUAACAUACAUAUAAUGUCGUAAACUUAAAUCAUUUCCGUUUUUUGCUAAUGUUUGUAUUGAAAGCAUGUCAGUUCUCUUCACUUUCUUGGAAAGCAAAACAGUUCCAAAUGUCGUCCGUUUUUUAGGGUUAAUAUUGGUGGAAUUAGGUUUUCAGACCUGAAGUGUUAUAAUACAUCUUGGCACCGCUACAUUCGAUUGCUGGGGUCAGUAACCUUGCAGAGCGAAACAGCCGUUGAGGGUUUCAUGGCCGAAGCUCAGGCGCCACAAACUUCCUCGGAGGAAGGUGAGUAA